Molecule: messenger RNA, 1003 nt
Organism: Mercenaria mercenaria
Lineage: Eukaryota; Metazoa; Mollusca; Bivalvia; Venerida; Veneridae
Product: CHRNA7-FAM7A fusion protein-like
Exons: 4
Coding region: 151-906 (251 amino acids)
Biological process (GO): monoatomic ion transmembrane transport
Cellular component (GO): membrane
Molecular function (GO): transmembrane signaling receptor activity; extracellular ligand-gated monoatomic ion channel activity
Source: RefSeq, a predicted model, not a curated record
GUCAACAUUAUUCAUUUCCUGCGAUAUAAAUGUUACAUGGAUAUUACUUAGUCAGAAAAAUAUUUCCAUAUUCUUGAAAAAGGACAAGUGUCCGAAAAUUCGAAAUAAAGAAUUUCAAGUUGGGUGUUCACAACUGAUUCUCUGAAGUUGAUGCAUCUAAGUGAAGCAAUUUCUAUGGACCGUUUUGAACAGAAUGGUGAAUAUGACGUCAUACGGUCAUACACAGGAAUCAACGGUUAUCCUCUAUUUGAUUCUUCUGUUGAAAACCUAGUUUUCGGCAUAGAACUGAGACGGAAGUAUUCCUACUACUUGGUGAAUGUUGUGUUACCAGUAUUUUUCAUGCAACUACUUGGUUUAGUUGUAUUUUUGGUUCCAACGGAAUCUGGCGAAAAGCUAACGUUUGCUCUCACAUUAUUGCUCUCACUGACGGUGAUGAUGACGCUUGUGGCAGAGAAAAUACCGACGACGUCGUUGCAGAUACCUACACUGAGUAUCUAUAUGCUAGGCGGCACAGUUAUUAGCAGUCUAGAACUUAUAAUGACAGUGGUCAUUCUUCAAUUCAAACAUUAUGACAAGGAAGGAAAUCAUGUGACCAGGCGAAUGCAAUCUUUUGCAACCUUUCUAGCAUUGCUAACAUGUACGAAGCGGAACAAAAUCGAUAGCAAAUUGGAGACAUCUCCAAAGUCGGCAAACAAUUGUAGUUUAAAUAUAGUGGAAGAGAUAACAAAAGAAGAUACGUUUGAGAAAGAUGUGCUAGAAACAAAACACUCCAAUAAAAGUGAUCCAACAUUCCCAUACGCAUUCACGUACGAAGAAAUCGCAUUAAUGAUGGACAAAUGUUCACUAUUCUUAUUUACUAUUGUUACCUUACUGUUCACUUUGUCAAUGCUUGUUAUGAUUUCAUGAUUCUACUUACUCUAUUAUGAUAAUUGCUUACCAAAUCUUUGUCUGAAAUAAAAUAUAUAAUAAUAUCAUAACUGUUUAAAGAAAAUGCUGAUGUUCA